Messenger RNA from Phyllotreta striolata, 1362 nucleotides. The record is from the annotation of a GenBank genome assembly. NCBI's taxonomy places the organism in Eukaryota, Metazoa, Arthropoda, Insecta, Coleoptera, Chrysomelidae.
AAGUAAUUGACAUUGACGUAAACGUCAAAAUUGUCGAAAAUUUUAUAAAAGUCAUCAACAAUGGAGGCUAUGGAUAUUGUAAUACCAGAGAAAGAGGAAGGCAGUCCUUCCGAAGCGAAACAGGUCUUGCAAGAUUUAGACAUGGAGGAUUUGUACACGAAAUACAAGAAAUUACAGCAGACAUUGGAAUUCUUAGAAGUCCAAGAAGAGUACAUCAAAGACGAGCAGAGGAACUUGAAAAAGGAGUACCUGCACGCCCAAGAAGAAGUCAAACGCAUCCAAUCAGUACCGUUGGUUAUCGGUCAAUUCUUAGAAGCCGUCGAUCAGAAUACCGGCAUUGUCGGUUCAACUACCGGUUCUAAUUACUACGUUCGAAUUCUCUCUACCAUCGAUAGGGAGUUAUUGAAACCGUCCGCUAGCGUAGCCCUACACAAGCACAGCAAUGCUUUGGUGGACGUCCUACCGCCCGAAGCGGACUCCUCCAUUAGCAUGCUACAAGCCGAUGAGAAACCGGACGUACAAUACAGCGAUAUCGGAGGUAUGGAUAUGCAAAAGCAGGAGAUUCGAGAGGCCGUAGAACUUCCGUUGACCCACUUUGAGCUGUACAAACAAAUCGGUAUAGACCCUCCGAGAGGUGUGCUGAUGUACGGCCCGCCCGGUUGCGGUAAAACCAUGCUCGCAAAAGCCGUAGCUCAUCACACCACAGCGGCUUUCAUUCGAGUGGUCGGUUCGGAGUUCGUGCAAAAGUACCUGGGCGAGGGGCCCCGGAUGGUGCGAGACGUGUUCCGCCUGGCCAAGGAGAAUUCCCCCGCCAUCAUCUUCAUCGACGAGAUCGACGCCAUCGCGACGAAGCGUUUCGACGCCCAAACGGGCGCCGAUCGCGAGGUGCAGAGGAUCCUGUUGGAGCUGUUGAACCAGAUGGACGGGUUCGAUCAGACCACCAACGUGAAGGUGAUCAUGGCGACGAAUCGGGCGGAUACGUUGGAUCCGGCUUUGCUGCGACCCGGUCGUUUGGAUAGGAAGAUCGAAUUUCCGUUGCCCGAUAGGAGGCAGAAGCGGUUGAUAUUCAGUACUAUUACAUCGAAAAUGAAUCUGUCUGAAGAGGUUGAUUUGGAGGAUUACGUUGCCAGGCCUGAUAGAAUAUCGGGGGCGGAUAUUAACGCCAUUUGCCAGGAAGCCGGGAUGCACGCUGUGAGAGAGAAUCGUUACAUCGUGUUGCCGAAGGAUUUCGAAAAGGGCUACAAGAAUAACAUCAAGAAGGAUGAAAGCGAACACGAAUUUUACAAAUGAGUAGUUUAUUGGUUGUUUUUUUGUAUGGUGUUUUAUUUAAUUCAAAAUUAAUAAUAAAGAUGUGUAUUAAAA